CUACUACCACCACUUACUCUUUACUCAUUCCGUGGCUAUCAACCACCAUCUUUCACAAUGAAGUUCUUCUCCGCCAUUACUCUUGCCUCCUUGGCUUCUUUCUCUUCCGUACUUGCCAUGCCUAGCGCAUCCACCAACGAUGCGUCAUGCGGCAAGUACAUCUAUAACACCUUUACCAACACGAAGAGCACCGACGUGUACCACUGGAGGGAGGUCAUGAACGACACCAAGGACGAUUGCGUGAACAGCAACGAUGCAUGCGGCAAGAUCCUGCAUGACUUGUUUAAAAACAACGAAUUCCAGGACGUGUGGAACUGGAAGCAUGUCAUGGGUACACCGACCGAAUGCACGACCGCCAACGAGGGGUCAUGCUCCCGCUUCCUCUAUGACACCUUUCAAAACAAGGAUAGCACCGACAUGGCAAAUUGGAAGAGGAUCAUGGGAACAGGCCGGAACCCUUGCAACUAAACAAGUUCGCCUUUCCAAGUGUUCCACUAAAUUGAACUUAUUCGAUCUUAUCGAAUUCGCCGGAUACUUUCGCUUUACCUCAUAAUUGAGCGCCUAGUAAUAGGUUUGUGGAGACAGAGCGAGGAAUAUGGGACAACGCUUGUUGAAAACUCUGUACAAUGGAUCGCGUUGGCCUGAGCCGGCCUGUAAUUACAAGGGAAAGGAAAUAAUAAUGCUUCUAUUUGUCCAAAUUUGCAAAGAUC
Molecule: messenger RNA, 710 nt
Organism: Aspergillus caelatus
Lineage: Eukaryota; Fungi; Ascomycota; Eurotiomycetes; Eurotiales; Aspergillaceae
Exons: 2
Coding region: 58-468 (136 amino acids)
Source: RefSeq, a predicted model, not a curated record